Messenger RNA from Mesorhabditis spiculigera, 480 nucleotides. NCBI's taxonomy places the organism in Eukaryota, Metazoa, Nematoda, Chromadorea, Rhabditida, Rhabditidae. The record is from the annotation of a GenBank genome assembly.
AUGCGAUGGACGGGCACUCUGCGGGCCCUAGUCCCGCUGCUUUCCCUUCAUUUUGUCGACACCUGCAUCCGGACAGUACCCUCAACCGGUUGUGCCGGAUGCUCGACGGACGACAUUACCUUCACCCCAGCCCAGGGAAACCGAACCGGCUCUAUCGAUUCAUCAUUCAGCGGUCCAACCACUAGCGCCGACGGUUGCAUCCAUCUAACAGCCAUCUGCAAUGGAGACGAUGGAUUCGUGUCUUUUAUGCAGUUCAACUACGAACAGGGCGGUCCCGUUGAGAAUCAGCUAAUGGAACAGGUCACCACCGCCCCACUCGAUUGCCGCGAUGGGUGGAUAAGGACGGAAUCGCGUGCAGGCGCUGCUCAGCUAGAUGUCGUCAAGUUCCGGGUGCCUCGCGAUGAUCAGCUCAGCCGUUCGCUCGACCUGGCGACAGAAGAUUUCAAUCUGGUCGUCCCAUUCCUCGAUCGGUGUCUUGCC